Molecule: messenger RNA, 2988 nt
Organism: Cryptococcus wingfieldii CBS 7118
Lineage: Eukaryota; Fungi; Basidiomycota; Tremellomycetes; Tremellales; Cryptococcaceae
Product: phosphatidylinositol glycan, class O
Exons: 1
Coding region: 1-2988 (995 amino acids)
Biological process (GO): GPI anchor biosynthetic process
Cellular component (GO): endoplasmic reticulum membrane
Molecular function (GO): mannose-ethanolamine phosphotransferase activity
Source: RefSeq, a predicted model, not a curated record
AUGGCCCGCUCGACUGCCUGGCUCAGGAGCAUCUCCCGCCAAAACCUCGCAGCCAUCAUCGUCCUCUACAUCGCAGCCCUCCAUCUCAUAGGCCUCUACCUCUUCACACAGGGCUUUCUGUUAAACCGGGUUACCAUCCCCCACAUCUCUCCCGCCUACGAAGAGACCAUCGCCCCCACCCACUCCAAGGCAGUCGUCAUCGUGAUAGACGCCCUCCGUACCGACUUUAUAUCGCCCCACUACCCAGAGCCAUUCUCCCCCCACCACCAUGGCGUCCUCACGGUGGCUGCCGAGCUCACACAGAGCCAUCCGGAACACUCUUUGAUCUUUAACGCGUACUCGGACCCUCCCACGUCCACUAUGCAGAGGAUCAAGGGCAUCACGACAGGCUCCUUGCCGACUUUUAUCGAUAUCAGCUCCAACUUUGCUUCCACUGCUAUCGAUGAGGACUCUCUCGUUCACCAGCUGGUGGCUGCAAACAAGACUGUGGGCUUCAUGGGCGACGAUACGUGGAUGAACCUCUUCCCUUCGUCCUUCCACCCCGACAUGUCGCAUCCCUACGAUUCGUUCAAUGUCGAAGACCUCCACACUGUAGACAACGGUGUUAUCGAACACAUCUUCCCGUACCUCCACCCGGACAACCAGUCUAGCUGGGACGUCCUCAUAGGCCAUUUCUUGGGUGUGGACCACGCAGGUCACAGGGUGGGACCUUUCAGGGAAACUAUGGGCACCAAGCUCGCCCAGAUGGACGACGUAUUGAGAAAGGUCGUGGACCAGAUUGACGACGAUACGUUACUCGUGGUACUAGGAGAUCAUGGAAUGGACGACAAGGGAAAUCAUGGCGGUGACUCGGAGCUCGAGGUCGCGUCUGCCCUAUGGCUGUACUCUAAAGGCGCGCCCAUUGCGACAGACUCGUCUGCUCUGCGCCUCGGUGCUGUUGCCAGCGGGUGGCCGAUGUACACCUAUCCAGGCUCUUCCGUCCCUAUCAGGCAUGUCAAUCAGAUUGACAUUGUCCCCACCAUCUCCCUCCUCCUUGGCAUCCCUAUCCCCUUCAAUAACCUCGGUAGCGUUAUCCCCGAGUGCUUCGGCAAAGACCUCGAGACACUCGAGUUGGCGCAGAGGUUGAACGCAGAGGGAAUUUGGAGGUUUAUCGAGGCAUACGGUGACAGGGAUGUGAAGCGAGGAUUGGAAGAUGUCUGGAAGCACGCGGUCAGCCAAACGGACGACCUUGAAAAGUCCAUCAUUGCCCACCGCACGUUCACCCUCGCCGCACUUUCCAGCCUUCGCGCUCUCUGGGCUCAAUUCUCCGUCCCCCUCAUCAUCCUCGGAUCCCUCGUCCUCGUGCUCAGUUUCUUCACUCUCGUGGCCUUGUACGUUGGUGUCCGAAACAACGGUGUGCAGUGGGAUGUGUAUGCCAGACUGGCACUGGAGACUGCCAUCAUGGGCUCGGGUGUACUUGCUAGUGUUGCGGGUACUGUAGCGGGAGUCUAUACGAGAAAGCCGAUCGUGGCUAUCAAGGUGUUUGUCGUCGCUGCGGCAAUCAUCUCCGAGGUCAUCCUCAUUCUCCCACUCUUGGUCAAAUUCUCCACGCCGAGCUCAUUCACCAUCAACCGCUACGCUGGACCCAUCAUCCUCGCCGCGCAUGCCCUUUCUUUCGCGUCCAACUCUUUUAUCAUGUGGGAGGACCGCGUCGUAUUGUACCUGGUGAUCACCAUCCCCAUCAUCUACCUCUUCAAAGCGCUCUCUGCACCCACGGCCGAUAUGAGGCUCAAGAUCAUCUUCCUUUCGCUCGCCUUUACCCUCGUGUCGCGCCUGGCAUCUGCUGUGACAGUGUGCCGCGAAGAGCAGCAGCCCUACUGCAGCGUGACUUUCUUCUCUGGCGUCACGCCCACUGCCCCGACCUGGGCCCUCAUGGCGAUCCUCUUUGUCGCUUUCCAGCUCCCUCGUGCUAUCGGCAUCACCCUCGCCAAUUCCAAAGCCCUCGCUGGCCCCGCGCCAUUCAUGCUCGGUGUCCUCUGGCGAGUCGUCGUCCUUUCCAACGCCGUAUACUGGAUGCUCGAGUUCCUGGAGAGCUACGAGGACCUCAACCCUUCCAAGGUGCCGAUCGUCAGCUUUGUCAAGAUGUGGAUUGCGAGGUGUUCUAUGGGGGCGAGUUUGGGGGCGAUACCGUACGUGUGGCUUACUUCGCCGCUCUGUAUCUCUGUAGAGAGGACAGCGGAUCAGGCUACAGGGGAAGAAGAAGUCACGGUGUUUGGCUUUGCCAAUGCCCUCGGCUCGACGUACCUUCUCUACAUCCUCGGGCCAUUUGCGCUCGUACACCUCGUGACGCAACCCAUGGGUCAGCUCACCCUCGCCGCUUGGCUCGUAGGACUAUUGGUCUACCUCGAGCUGGUGGACACCAGGCGAGACGCCAUCAUCUUCACUUCCUCCUUCUCUGCUAGUGCCGAGAACCCAGCGGCAUUCGACCCAUCGGCGCUCUCUGCCACUAUCGCCCGGCCCACCUUUACAGAAGUCGUGCCCCUGGUACUCGCCGGCUUCCUCACCUUUUUCGCGACAGGCCACCAAGCAGUCAUCUCCUCCAUCCAGUGGAAGACUGCCUUUGUCGGCUUUUCCUCCGCUUCCUACCUCUUCUCACCCAUCCUUGUCAUCUUGAACACUUGGGGAGCAUUCUUCCUCACCGCCUUGUGCGCCCCAUUGUUAGCAGUAUGGAACAUUUCUCCCCGUCCGCGAGGGUCCAUCCCCGUCCUCGCCCACGGCCUACAAGUCGUCCUCGCAUUCCUCAUCUACCAUACCCUCAUCGCCGUGGCGUCUGCCAUCACGGCCGCCUGGCUCCGUAGACACUUGAUGGUGUGGAAAGUGUUUGCGCCGAGGUUUAUGAUGAGUGGUGUGACGCUUUUGGUGGUGGAUGUUGGAGUGAUCUUGGGGUUGGUGGGAUUGAGAGUUGUGUCUUGGAAGGUGAAGAAGACCUUUGGGUGUGAGAGCGUGUAA